CUCUCACCGUCUCACGGGCAUAAACAAGAAUGCGAAUGGCUACAAAGACACACCAUUGCUAAAAUUCAAAACAAGGAAUACAGCAUAAGGGGUACUACUGUAAUUACACACCCCAACGCAAAACGUGGCGUCAGAAGACAGGACCAACAACAGCUGUUACAGUUUCUGUUCAUCCUAUAUUCUCAAUCUUGCCCUCCAACCUUCCUUUGCAAUUACAACACAGUGCCACUUCCUCUCUCUCCUUUCUCUCACUCUCAUCUCUCUCUCUCCUCACCGGUUAGCUAAAGUUUUACGUUUCCCGAUCUCUCUCUUCUCUCACGCGCUUCUCAUUCUCACCUUCGCCACGCGACAAUGGCGGUUUCAGCUCCAACGCUUCUUCUCUAGAGACUGUAAAAGAGUUUCAGUUUUUCCUUUUUUUUUUAGCUACGUUGCGUUCGGUUGUUGGAACCUUCUUUUCGGGUGACGUUACCGAGAAAAAGGAAAAAGAGAAGUGAGUUAGGUUCUUGUGGCUUUUGGAUUGGGGCUUUUUUAGAAGGGUUUUUUGUAGUUACUAUUUUGCCCCUAGGGUUCGUGGAGUUUUCGAUUUUAGGAGAUGAAUCGCAGUUUCAGGGCUCAAGAAUCGCAAAUGCAAGGUGCAUUGAAGCAGAGGCAGCAACAAUUUGGGGGUUUGAGGGGUUCUUCUGCCGCGAAAGAGAAGGACGAGGAACUCGCAUUGUUCCUUGAGAUGAAGAAACGCGAGAAGGAGCGCAACGAUCUUCUGCUUCACACCUCAGAAGAGUUCGAUUCAGCUCUCGGUUCAAAUUCGAAUCUGAGUACUUCUCCAAUAUUCAACAUUUCUUCAUCAACGCCGGCACCUAUGAGGAAGACCGGUGCUGAUGAUUUUCUCAAUUCUGAAAAUGAUAAAAAUGAUUAUGACUGGCUUUUAACUCCUCCUGGUACUCCUCUUUUUCCAUCUCUGGAGAUGGAAUCUCGAAAGACUGUUAUGAGUCAGCUUGGAACUCCAGCUGCACGUCCCACAGCAGUAAAAUCUAGAUUGGCAAAUCCUCAGUCUGAGCCUGCUGGCAGGACAAACUUAGUAUCUAAACAAUCAGCUUCCUCCCCAUUGAGCUCUUCAAGUGGUGGAACAAGGAGGCCAUCUUCGUCAGGAGGUCCUGGAUCACGGCCUGCAACUCCUACUGGCCGUCCUACCUUGACCACAACUUCAAAACCAUCAAGGCCUUCAACACCUACUCGGGCUACUUUAUCUUCAUCUAGGACUACAGUUCCUACAUCCAAGACUAUAAUUUCCACAAACAGGUCGGCAGUUUCUGCCACCAAGACUUCCACCUCUGCUACUAAGAUCGCAACUCCUGCAGCUAAAUCCACCAUUCCAUCAAGAUCCUCUACCCCUUUGUCAAGAUCUACAGCAAGAUCAUCAACACCAACUAGCCGACCUACUUUGCCUCCUUCCAGGUCCACAUCAAGAGCAUCUACCCCUACUCGGCGACCAUUGACACCAUCAAGUGAACUCAAUGUUUCUUCGUCUUCAAUUAAGAUUCCUUCAAACUCCAGGCCAGCUUCUGCAACAUCAAGGCAGCCUGCUACUGCAACAUCAAGGCAGCCAGCCCCUGUGACAUCAAGGCAGCCAGCUCCUGUGACAUCAAAGCCGGUACCGUCACGUGGCACUUCACCAACAGUGAGAUCUAGACCAUGGAAGCCAUCUGAAAUGCCAGGUUUUUCACUUGAUGCUCCACCCAACCUAAGGACAACACUUCCUGAUAGGCCACUGUCAGCAACUAGGGGCAGGCCUGGAGCACCUACUUCUCGGUCUUCAUCUAUUGAGCCUGCUUCCACUGGAAGACCCAGACGGCAAUCGUGUUCUCCUUCAAGGGGGCGAUCAUCCAAUGGAAUUGCUCACAUCAGCGGAAAUUCUAUGCCAGCAGUUAGCCGUGGGCAUUCCAAAGUGAAUGAUAAUGUCAGUCCUGUUGUAAUAGGGAACAAAAUGGUCGAGAGGGUAAUAAAUAUGCGAAAACUAGCACCACCAAUGUCUGAUGACAAAAACUCUCCCCUUAGUAAUUUGUCUGGCAAGUCCACUUCAUCUCCAGAUAGCUCGGGCUUUGGAAGAACACUUUCAAAGAAGUCCUUGGAUAUGGCUAUUAGGCACAUGGAUAUAAGGAGAACAAUUCCAGGCAAUUUACGGCCAUUAAUGACAAACAUUCCAGCUUCUUCUUUGUAUAGCGUGAGGUCAGGUCCUCAGCGUGGUCGAACAAUUAGUGUUUCAGGCAUUUCAGGAUCUCCUCAUGCUACAAGCAGUAACGCCAGUUCUGAAGUGAGUGUAAACCAAAAUGGUCUUUGUUUAGAUAGUAGUGAAGUAGAUGAUGAUAUAGGCAGCGAGAGAUGUGGCCAGUCUCCUGCCAGUGUAAGAGGCAGGUAAACUGUUCUACGUUCUCACAUAGGAAACUGCAUAUACCUACAAAUUAGUACCAGUGUUCUUAUCCUUAGUUUCAGCCAUAUCGGAUUUGCAUAUGGAGCUAACAUUGCUUCUACUUAUGUAAAGCUUAUUGAAAGUGAUGUAACAUCAUGUAAUGGGUAUCUCUGAUUUAGGUAGAUUGCUUGUAUGUCAUUGUUAUGGAGGCAGAAACAAGCUGAGGUUAAUAUUCUA
This is a messenger RNA of Arachis ipaensis, 2641 nucleotides long. RefSeq lists its product as uncharacterized. Gene Ontology annotation, biological process: cortical microtubule organization. Gene Ontology annotation, cellular component: cortical microtubule. Lineage: Eukaryota; Viridiplantae; Streptophyta; Magnoliopsida; Fabales; Fabaceae. The record is from RefSeq and is a predicted model, not a curated record.